CAUAACCAUAAAACCAUGGCUACCCAAUUCUUGCUGUUUCUUCUCAUGAUCUCUUGCUAUGCCUUAACCAUAGUGAAAGCAGAUGACACGGGUUUUGUGGGUUCAGUAGACCCUUCAGUGUUGGAAAAGAAACAAACUAUGAGCCAUUUUAGGUUUUACUUUCAUGAAAUCUUCAAUGGAACCAAUGCCACCUCAGUUACCGUUGUUGAUGCUUUACCCAAAUACAACACAACCACUUUCUUAGGUAUGGUGGGCGUCAUGGACAACAUUCUCACGUUGGGACCCGACCGUAAUUCGAAGGCUGUGGGAAGAGUUCAGGGGUUGUAUGCUGCAACUUCACAAACGGAGGUUGCUCUUGUUCCCGUUUUGAACUUCAUUUUAUCCCAAGGAAAAUAUAACGGUAGCUACAUCACCGUGUUGGGGUGGAACCUCAUCAACCUCAAGGUGAGAGAGAUGCCUGUGAUUGGUGGUAGUGGGGCUUUUAGGUUUGCUAGGGGAUAUGUGGAAGUUAAUACUAUCUUUCUUGAUAUCCAAACAAGGUCUACAAUUGAGUACAACAUUUAUGUUUCCCAUUAUUGA
Messenger RNA from Abrus precatorius (Indian licorice), 579 nucleotides. Its product is annotated as dirigent protein 22-like. The coding region runs from base 16 to 579 and encodes 187 amino acids. NCBI's taxonomy places the organism in Eukaryota, Viridiplantae, Streptophyta, Magnoliopsida, Fabales, Fabaceae. The transcript has a single exon. The record is from RefSeq and is a predicted model, not a curated record.